Molecule: messenger RNA, 280 nt
Organism: Entrophospora candida
Lineage: Eukaryota; Fungi; Glomeromycota; Glomeromycetes; Entrophosporales; Entrophosporaceae
Source: the annotation of a GenBank genome assembly
ACUGUAUGUUAUAGCACUGCAUCAGAAAUCUAAUUAUGGCGGAUUAUUAGUUAUUUUAGAAACUGGAGUUAUAUUACAAGCAAGUGGUGGUAGUAGUGCUGGUUGUAGACUUGGGAAAGGGACCAAUGUUUUGGUUGGAAUGAAAAUUGAGAUUCGUCCAAUAGAAGUUUAUGGCGAUUAUGAACAAGUGGUAGAAAUCGAAUCAGAUGGAGCAUCACAACAAUUUGCAGGAAGUGAAUCAGAAGAUAUUAAUAAUAAAUUUACUCAAACAAUAGAAUGA